Messenger RNA from Lolium rigidum, 2035 nucleotides. RefSeq names its product calmodulin-binding protein 60 B-like. The transcript is spliced from 12 exons. Gene Ontology annotation, molecular function: calmodulin binding; sequence-specific DNA binding; DNA-binding transcription factor activity. Gene Ontology annotation, cellular component: nucleus. The record is from RefSeq and is a predicted model, not a curated record. Lineage: Eukaryota; Viridiplantae; Streptophyta; Magnoliopsida; Poales; Poaceae. Gene Ontology annotation, biological process: regulation of salicylic acid biosynthetic process. Bases 58 to 1767 code for a protein of 569 amino acids.
UCCGCCUCCGCCUCCGUCGCCGGCUGGCCGGUGACCCCCGCGUCGCCGGGGAAGGGGAUGAUUUGGCGGAACGUGCUCGUCGUGCUCUUUCAUCUGCGAAUGAAGGACACUAGGACAACGCUGGCGGAAAGCAAAAGCAUCUCCCAGAUUGCUCGCAUGUUUCUGAAGUUUCAAAAGGAUCAAACUAUUAUGAUGAGAAAAUUGGAGGGCAAAUUGGAGAAGAUAGAUGGCAGAUUGGAAAACUUAGAGGAGAAGAUGGAGGGAGUCAUCCUUGAAGUGAAGAAAUCGGCUCGUCUGCUCUCCAAUCGGCAUCCUGAACAACAGCCGAGACAGGAGCCGUGUCGGGAGAGUGGCACUGCGAGUGGAUCGAACGCCAGAAACACUCACCUGCGUUUCCUGAAUGGCCUGAACCUGAAGACUCCAAUUUACACAGAGAAGAAAAUCACAUCCGAGAGCAAUUCAGCUAUCAGGAUUGGCAUCUUUGAUGCUGAUAACAAAAUGAUCAGGGAAGGCCCGCUCUCAAAGGUAAAAGUCGAGAUGCUGGUCCUCCGUGGUGACUUCUGCAGCGACGGUCGUGAGAGCUGGACCGAAGAGGAGUUCAACAGCCACGUGGUGCAAGGCCGGCACGGACAAGGGUUUGUGUUGGGGGGUGAUUGCAGUGUGUGGUUGAACAAUGGGGAGGCCUCCUUCGGCGGCACUGUCCGUUUCAAAGAAGGUUCAUCUAGAACUCGUAGUAGGAAAUUCAUUGUUGCAGCAAGAGUAUGCAUUGAUGGAAAGGCCGCUGAUCGAGUUCGUGAAGCUGUCAUGAAGCCGGUGACCGUGCUGGAUCGCAGGAAUGAAGCAAAUGAGAAGAGGCACCCUCCAGAACUGGACGAUGAAGUGUACCGUCUGGAAGAAAUCUCCAAAGAUGGAACUUACCGCAAGAGGCUGAAUGAUGCUCAAAUCUACACAGUGCGGGACUUCUUGAAGGCUUUGAAUAAAGAUGCAAACAAGCUCCGUGGAGAAAUACUCCGGAUCAAGAGGCACAGUAGCUCUUGGGAGAAAAUGGUUAAGCAUGCCAGGGAGUGCUGUCUCACGGACAUGCAUGAUCUCAAAGCAUAUCAGAAUGUAGAGGGAAACGUGGUGAUCUUCCUCAACUGUGUGCAUGAUCUCGUUGGAGCAAAAUUUGAUGGUGUCUACACUGCACAGGAGAAUUUUGAUCCGGCUAAGAAGGCUCUAGCGUAUGAGUUAAAGGAGUGCGCGCGCGAUCAAUUGGACAGCCUUCCGUUUAACUAUGUGAUGAAUGGCCACCUUCCUGAGCAAGUUCCCUCUAGCACACGCUCUUCUUUGGGUGCAGCCAUUCUUGCGCCGGAUGAGGCACUCGAAGUAUACGGAAAUCAGUUGUAUGAUGGGAUGAUCAACCAUGUCACUCAACCAUCUCACCACAAUGAGUAUGUUCAUGGUGAUCAGAACACAGUUAACACACAAUAUUACAACCAAGGUGAAGGAAUUCCACCACUUAGUCAGCAGCAGCCUACGGCUUUUGCCACACCUCCGCAGUGGGAUGGUGAACUGCUAGACUGGAUCUUGGAAGGACCAGGUCAAGCGUACAUCCAUAGCCAGAUGCAAGUUCCCAUGUCCAUGGAUGGUGGCAGUGCCAUGGAGGCAUCAACCUCUGUCCAAAAUAGCGUUCUGCAGCAACCUUCUGUUGCUGAACCAUCGACAUGGCAUGGUGAUCGUCUCCCUGGAGCGGAGCCUAGCACCUACCCGUUUCAAGGACCAGUUUAGGGCGUGUACCAUCAUGUUUUUGUGCCAUUGUAACUUACUUCCUUCAUCCCACAGUAUAAGACAUUUUGGCAAUCUGUUUUAGCUUGUCGAAACGUUUUGCAUUAUGCUCCCUUCUUUUAUAAAUUUCUUUGAUUCUGUAAACUUUGUACAAUGAUGCUGUACGAGGUGCGUGAUGCAGCUUAAACGACACAGUUCGUUGGCCACAUUCACCUACCGAUGUAAAAUUAACAUGUGUAUUUUUAUGAAUGUCUACAAGUGUAAAGCACCA